CAGAAAAUAGGGGAACCGGAAACUUACAAAUCUUGGCCUGCCCGCCCCUUUUAUAGAUAGCAUGUAAGCUAAUGAUUGUUUUUGUUGUUCUUUUUUCUUUUUUUUUUUUAAAUCGUCUUCAGUCGUGUGGAAAUAUCAAACAAAAUGGACUCAAAGGGACGCUCGCUUUAUGCACAGGCAGGCACCUCAGUAGAUAUGACACGGAGUAUAGAGGAAGAUUCUCUAGUGGAUGGACCUCUGAUCUCCGCUGACGCCCUCCACUCUGCCAUCAGGAGAGAGUUUCAGACUGUACCCACAUAUUGCCAUGCCUGCCUGCUGUCUCUGCUGCAUGUUGUGUACGCAGUGUUGUCAGUGUGUGUGGCAGUGCUGUGCGUGUUGAACUUUGGCCAGGUGGAGGUGUGUAAGAGUGUUUUGGGUAACGUGCCAGGGGACAGUGUUAUUGUAUUCGGGAAGGUGGGUUUGUGGGUGCUGGUGCUGGUGUUCACUCAGUGUGUGCAGCACCACCACAGUCGAGCCAGAAGGAGAGGAUACCUGCAAUUCUACAGACAGAUGCAAGGGCUGAAUCACCUGCCACUCACCGUCCACUCUGCAGGGAAUGUUUUGCUGUUGGUUGUUCUGGCCGCUAAAUUAUCACUCACUGUGCAAACCUACAUCCUGCUCAGCAUCCUGGGGUUGGAACUCUUGGUGGCAGUGCCAUGCUUGCUCUAUUACAUAGUCAAGGUGAUGCGGUUCAACAGGGAGCGAGCUGCACCAGAUGUGAGCCAAGAAGAGCAUUCGCACACCAACUGUAUCACUAAUCUGCCGACUGAGACCGGCUUCAGAGAGGGCUCCAGUCUGGAGGAGGUGGUCGAGAAGCAGGCCGACCUGAUAGAGUACCUGAAGCAGCACAACACCUUACUGAGCAAGAGGCUGCUCAACCUCACUGCUCAGCACUGACCACAGUCUGGCCUCCAGCUCCUCCCUUUGAGCCAGCCGACACCGUAUCUGGAGAAGAAAGUGCUCUGGAGAAAGAGCCUGAUCAUUUUAACACCCGAGAGAGGAUCUGUGGGUUUAAAAGAAAGGACUAAAUCCAUGAGAAACACUGGAUGAAAGACUAAAGAAAGACAAAUGCACCUGUACACACAGACUGAGACGGGAGGGCAUCUCACCUGAGAUGGACAGAUAAACGCAGGAGGAGGUGAGCCGAAAGUGGAGGACAGUUAAAGAGGAGAAGUUGGAGGAGGAGGAGAGGAGUCAUGGGUCACAGAUCAGAGGUGAGGGGUUUUUAUCGCUCUUUUACGACCCCCAGCGACCCAUGUAUGCUGCUGCUUGUGUUAGUGUGUAGAGAGAAACAGAGGAAGCCAAAUUGUUUUAGAGAACAUAUGCACUAAGGAGGGACUGAAAGCGCAGGAGAUACAGGAGGGAGAGGUUAUCACUUAUCAGGGUCAAACAAGAGAAAGAGAUCAAAUAAUGUUGUAAAAUGUUUGCAAGUGGUAUUUUUAUCUGCUUGGAUGUGUGUAAAUGCAUUAAAUGUUGACAUUUUUUUCUUAUUUGUUCAAUCAGUUAGUUUGUGUAUUUGCGAUCAGAUUCUAAUAAAUCUUUAAUAUUC
This is a messenger RNA of Xiphias gladius (swordfish), 1588 nucleotides long. It is a transcript of the gene tmem192, whose product is annotated as transmembrane protein 192. The record is from RefSeq and is a predicted model, not a curated record. The coding region runs from base 145 to 936 and encodes 263 amino acids. Lineage: Eukaryota; Metazoa; Chordata; Actinopteri; Istiophoriformes; Xiphiidae. The transcript has 6 exons. Gene Ontology annotation, cellular component: lysosomal membrane; late endosome.